AUGGAUUUGGAAGAAGGCUCGUACAACCUCGAAAAUGAGCAGCAAUUCUGGGAUCAAUUGGACGAUAUAUUAUCCAAGCCAUACGAUUCACAUGAGCUCAUCGACAAUGCCCUCCGAGACUAUCUUGGCUUCAGUGCCAGGUUCAAACGCCAAUUUCUAAACGGCGAAUACGAUGUCUCACGUUGUUCAUACAAGCUCUUCUCAUCCAAUCUCUUCGCUCAGCAUGCAGAUUAUAUUCGAAGGCAGAUAAUAUACAGCUUGCUACAAGAAGACGAUUCGGAUGCUCUACAUUUUAUGGCUGCUUUCCUCCUCUUCGACGGACGACAUAAUGACACAACUUUACAACUUAUGAACGAUGAAGGCUGUUUUCCUAGAUUGCUGGAACUCAUCCGCUCCCAGGAUCCAGCCAUUGAUGAUGAUGGAGCUGGUCUACAUCGUCAUUUGAUGGAUCUACUCUAUGAAAUGUCUAGAAUUCAACGGAUAAAGAUCGAGGACCUCGUACUCGUGGAAGAUGACUUCGUGAAAUAUCUUUUCGAGAUCAUCGAGGGUCUUUCCAAUGACGCAAAUGACCCUUAUCAUUAUCCUGUAAUUCGCAUUCUGCUGGUGCUGAAUGAACAAUUCAUGGUUUCAGCACACGACCCUGAUCUCGGAGCUUCUUCCAACCCACCAACAAAUAAAGUGAUCAAGAUUCUCGCCAUGCAUGGCAAUUUUUAUAAGACAUUCGGUGAAAAUAUUAUUCUACUACUUAAUCGAGAAGGCGAAACAUCGCUGCAACUCCUUACCCUCAAACUUCUCUAUCUCAUCUUCACGACGCCGUCCACUUAUGAAUAUUUUUAUACUAAUGACCUACGAGUUCUCGUCGACAUACUCAUUCGGAAUCUUCUAGAUCUUCCUGAAGACGCUGUGGCUUUGCGACACACAUAUUUGCGUGUUUUCUAUCCGCUAUUAUCACAUACUCAGCUUAAGUACGCGCCACACUAUAAACGCGACGAAAUUAUGAGAACACUCGGCAUAUUGAUUCACAGUCAAUUUGAUGGAGCCGAGGAUGAUUAUGAAAAGAUACUGCAUUUUGCCGAGGCAGAUGAUACCACGAAGAGGCUGGUUACCCGGUGCGGCCAAGUUGAGUGGCUGCGAGGGCCGGAACCGGAAUCUAUCUCGGAAUCGCCUCAAGACGAAGAGAGUCCGUCAGAUACUAACAUCGGAGUACCUAUCAUAUAUACAGACUCAGCUAGUGAAAGAAAUGCCAGCAUUGCUACAUCGCCAAUCUCACAAGAUUCUAUAACACCAUCAUCGCCCACCAAAGUGAACUCAAAAUCGCCAAGUAUGCCCAGUUCUAUUCCCAAAGGACCAAAAGGCAAACUUGGGAUGCAACUGGAGCCUGCCAGCUCCUCUGCGCUUAGCUUUGUGGAGGUAGCCGCUCAGAAUGAAAAGCCCGGGGUUAUGACACCCAGUCGCAGAGAUACUAAAUCUUCAGAUCACUCGAUUGAAUCUAUUUUAGCCGUUAGGACAAAACAAAAACCAGAACUGCCAAAGGCAAGACGAUGGCGUGGGCGACGGGCUUGCGAAGAGGAUGAAGGAGGAGGAGGAGGAGGAGGAGGAGGAGAAAAACACGCUCUUGAGUCAGAGGAGAAAACCACAGCAGCAUCGAAUGAAAGGCGAGCCUCAACCGAAGAAUCGUUUUCACCAUCAGCUCCUGCAGCUAGGUCUACCUCGCGGUCCGCACCGGCUUUACCCCCCCCUCGAAGGUCAUUUAAUCAUACAUCAACCACGGUCGCCGCGCCAGCCGUAGUUGACAAUCAUUCCGCCAAAUUAAGCGUCAAACCUGAGCCUCCAAAGACACGCCGAUGGCGCCACGGCGCAAAGCCACCGGCCGAGCCGUCAAUGGCGGAGGAAGUAGAGAAGGCCUAA
Molecule: messenger RNA, 1908 nt
Organism: Talaromyces proteolyticus
Lineage: Eukaryota; Fungi; Ascomycota; Eurotiomycetes; Eurotiales; Trichocomaceae
Exons: 7
Coding region: 1-1908 (635 amino acids)
Biological process (GO): actin cortical patch localization; actin cortical patch assembly; endocytosis
Cellular component (GO): actin cortical patch
Molecular function (GO): Arp2/3 complex binding
Source: RefSeq, a predicted model, not a curated record